AUGGGGAACUUUAUGAAGAUGCUCGCCGAUGUACCGGAAGACAGAAGAGCAAACAUAAUUUAUCAACAUGACGGAUGUCCAGCCCACUUCCGAAUCACAAUUCGUCAAUUGCUGGAUGAAACCUAUCCAAACCGAUGGAUAGGGCGCGGUGGACCGAUUCCGUGGCUUGCACGUAGCCCUGAUCUUACGCCGCUAGACUUUUACGUCUGGGGUCAUAGAAAGACCUAG
Spodoptera littoralis (African cotton leafworm) is the source of this 228-nucleotide messenger RNA. The record is from the annotation of a GenBank genome assembly. NCBI's taxonomy places the organism in Eukaryota, Metazoa, Arthropoda, Insecta, Lepidoptera, Noctuidae.